Molecule: messenger RNA, 1889 nt
Organism: Clupea harengus (Atlantic herring)
Lineage: Eukaryota; Metazoa; Chordata; Actinopteri; Clupeiformes; Clupeidae
Product: cellular tumor antigen p53-like
Exons: 8
Coding region: 381-1151 (256 amino acids)
Biological process (GO): apoptotic process; protein tetramerization; regulation of transcription by RNA polymerase II
Cellular component (GO): nucleus
Molecular function (GO): RNA polymerase II cis-regulatory region sequence-specific DNA binding; DNA-binding transcription factor activity, RNA polymerase II-specific
Source: RefSeq, a predicted model, not a curated record
GUAUUAGACUAUAUUGAAUUAAGCCAGGUUGUAAUUAUUUUCCAGCACUCUUCUUCUAGUUCUCUAUCAGCAGUCAGUGGUGAGGCAUGCCUUGACAUGCCUACUGAACGUGGCGUGGGGGAGGGGCGUGUCUGUAACACAGCAUAUUAACAGGAGUUUUUCUAUCCAGUACCACCAAUUUUAACCUGUUGAUGUUACAGUGGAGAUUUUACCAUGUGUUUGUGGUCUGUGGAGGGACAGAGAUAAAUCUUGAUGAGGACUAUGGUGGCUUGAAGAGUUGUAGGCUCAGUUUCAUUGAGAGGAAAACAGUUUGAUUUAAAGUGUACUCCACAGACCUGAACAAGCUGUACUGUCAGCUGGCUAAGACCUGCCCCGUCCACAUGGUGGUGGACCAGCCGCCCCCGCCAGGCUCAGUGCUGAGAGCCACUGCGGUCUACAAGAAGUCCGAGCACGUGGCCGAGGUGGUCAGGCGAUGCCCUCAUCACGAGAGGACCCCAGGAAACAAUGAUGGCCCAGUCCCUCCCAGCCACCUGAUCCGGGUGGAGGGGAAUCCGCGUGCUGACUACCAGCAGGACCUGAACACCGGGAGGCAGAGUGUAGUGGUCCCUUAUGAGCAACCUCAGCUGGGCUGUGGACACACCACCACACUCUACAAUUACAUGUGUAACAGCAGUUGUAUGGGAGGGAUGAACCGCAGAGCAAUUCUGAUGAUUGUCACUCUGGAAACGCAAGAGGGACUUGUCCUCGGCCGUCGCUCUUUUGAAGUUAGAGUCUGCACUUGUCCUGGACGGGACCGCAAGAUGGAUGAAACCAACUUCAGGAAAAUCCAAGAGGCCAAGUCGUCAGUCAAGGCUACCGCUGUCACCGCCAAACGCAGUCUGAAGGAGGCGCCUCAGGCAGCAGCACAACCUGAAGGCAGCAAGAAGGAGGAGAUAUUCAAACUGGAGGUUCGGGGAAGACAACGCUAUGAAAUGUUGAAGAAGAUAAACGACAGCUUUGAGCUUAAUGACUUGGUGCCAUCUAGCGACAUUGAGAAGUACCGUCAGAAACACUCUAAAGGCGGGAACAAACGUGAGCGUGAUGGCUGUACCAUGGAACCAAAAAGAGGAAAGAAACGUCUUGUGAAAGAAAAAGAAAGCGACUCUGAUUAAUAACAGGAGUGUCCUCUGGUAUUUGUUUAUAAAAAAUUAUUGCAGGAAAAUUGUGUCGUGAUACACGGUUAGUGCUUCAGUGUUAAGCACCUCAAAAUGACUUGCGCAAAUAAAAAAUUACCAGUUUCCACCCCUGCACAGUUUCCCAAUUCUCAAUUUUUGUAUUUGAUAUUACACUUUUUUUUUUUGAAUACUCCUUUGUGUGGCGUCUGUUCUGUAUUUGCAUUAAACAAACUCAACCAUGUAGUUGGACACAUGUUAGCAAACAGCAUUUUAGUGCGAGACCCUUCUCAUGUGGCUUUAUUAAGUGCUCUGAGACUACUGCAAAUGGGGUGACAUUUUUUUUUCAAAAUCCACGUAAUUGUUUCCUUGGGUUAGAUGACAUGUACAUGUUGGGCCUACUUGGGAAUUGAGUGCAGGAGACCUGAGGUGGCUUCGAUUUAUUUUUAUUAUCUCCCGAGUCUUCAAGACCCUUUGAUCAUGGAAAAAAAACUCCGUCGUGAAAUGUGUUUGUCGUUAAGGUAUUUUUACACCUGACUAGCGGGAAAACAAGCUAGCAGUCUUAAACAAAGUAAAAUAUAUAGGCUACCUUUAAAAAGUUUCGUGUAUAUAGUUUUCCUCUUAUACUAUGCAUCUCGUUUUCUCAGGGAUACAGGUCUAUUAUAGCCUGGAUACCAGACCGAACUUAGCCCCGCCCACACAUUUUUUGGUUGGGAAGUUCGGUCUGGCAUUACUCCA